GUAACGUUCAGUUUUCGUUCCCAAGGAACAAAAAACUUUCGAUAAUCCCGGUGCCCAAAAUCCCAAUCCCAACCUCAAUGCCCACCCUCUAUAGAAGUAUAGAACUCUUUACCCUCUAAUCUUCUAAAUUGCUCCAUUAACAACUUAGUGCCAAAACUCAGAUUGAACUUUGGGGGAAUUGAAAGCCAUUAAAGAAGAUCAAAUUGAGCUCCUCCUCUGCAACCCUGUCCAGUGUCUACCGCCCUGCAAUUGUAACCUGGCACUCCUUCAUUGUGGUCCUCCAUGGCUGUGAGGUUUUAAAGGAUUAAGUUUUAAAUUAAACAAGGGGGACUAUUGAUUCAAUUCAUUAAUAGAUAAGCAAUUCUCUUGCCUUAACAAAUGGAAGCGGUUGCAUCUCCACAGUCAUAUUCAUACCUGAUUGCUAAGAGUCAGAAAUACUUGCCUCUGAAGGACAAUUCCAGGUGUAAAUUUUAUUCCCAAAAGCAUCCUCAUGUAGUCUCAAAAUCAAUAGACUUACCAGUGAGCCACCAUGUGCUUGAUAAGAUGCCUAACUCGGAUACUUUUGCUUGGAAUAAUCUUAUUCGAACUCAUCUUGCGAUUGGAGAGAUAGAUAAUGUCAUGUACAUAUAUCAACAAAUGCUGUUACGAGGUGUUUUUCCUGAUAAGCACACGAUUCCUCGUAUUUUGGCUGCUUCUCACCUAUCAGAUUCCUUGUUUCUUGGGAGACAGGUUCAUGCACAUGCUGUUAAACUAGGUAUUUCUUCUGAAGAUUAUGUCAUUAGUGCCUUGAUGAAAAUGUAUGGUCAUUUAGAUGGCGCCAAAACAGUAAGACAAGUCUUCAACACGUUGAGUGUGGGAAAAAGCUCUGUCUUUGGAACCUUGCUCAUUUCCAUGUACUUGAAGGAACAUAAACCCAAGUUAGCGCUUGAUGUGUUCUACCAAAUGGUAACCUUGAGUGCCGAAAUUGAUGCCGUGGCAAUAAUGACUGCAAUUGGUGCAUGUGGCAUGCUUCGAUCACUGCAAGAUGGAAGAAGAGUGCAUAAGAUAGCCAAGACUUGUGAAUUGGGAACUCAUGUCUUGGUGUGUAAUUCCUUGCUCAAAAUGUAUUUGGAUUGUGGGAGCAUCGAAAGUGCUCGUGAAGUAUUUGAUGAUAUGUCAUCAAGAGACCCCAUCUCUUGGACAGAAAUGAUCCGCGGUUAUGUGAAGAAUGGAGGAUACAAUGAAGGUCUCAAAUUGUUCAAGAAGAUGAUGACGGAGGGCAUUCGACCAGAUCCACAUGCUGUUUCAAGCAUUUUACCUGCCUGUGCAAGAAUGACAUCCCAUAAGCAGGGAAAAGAAAUUCAUUGUUACUUGAUUAGGAAUGGUGUUGAGAUGAACAUUACGGUAGAAAAUUCUCUUAUAGACAUGUAUGUCAAAUCAGGAUCGAUUGAAGCAGCUUCUAGAAUUUUCAGAGAGAUGACAUCUAGAGAUGCCAUUUCUUAUACAAUCAUGAUUUAUGGCUACGCUCUUCAUGGACAAGGAGCUAACGGGGUUGACUUGUUUCGUGAGAUGAAGAAAAACAAUUUUGUAAUUGAUGAGGUUGCAUAUUCCUCUUCUCUAUAUGCUUGUGUGGCGGCAAAUUUAGUGGAGGAAGGGAUGAUGUUCUUCUCUUUCAUAAGGAGACCAAAUGUCAAACAUUAUGCUUUUAUGGUUUUGCUUUUGGCUCGUGCUGGAUUUUUUAACAAGGCAAAGACAUUUGUUGAGGAAAAUCAAAUUGGAAAACAUGUAGAGGUGGUAAGAGCUUUAUUAGAUGGGUGCAGGGUACAUCGAAAUACUAAAACAGGGAAAAAAAUCGUUGAGUGGCUUUGUGAAAUGGAGCCACUUAAUGCUGAUAAUUACAUUAUGUUGUCAAAUUGGUAUGCUGGGAAUGCCAAAUGGGAUACGGUGUGCAAAUUGCGGGAAACAAUUAGAGACAUGGGUUUGAUGCCUAGAAGAGCAUAUAGUUGGAUAGAGUUUCACAAUAAGAUACAUGUAUUUGGUACUGGUGAUGUAUGCCACCCAAGAUCUGAGAAACUAUACUGGGAACUACAGGUUUUAAUGAAGAAGAUGGAGGAAGAGGGGUAUGUUUUUGAUGCAGAAUUCCAUCUCCAUGAUGUCGAUGAGGAGCGAGAGUGCAUCCCAAUAGGGCAUAGUGAAUUGCUUGCUAUUUCAUUUGGUUUGAUUAGCACUGAAAAGAGUACAAUUCGAAUUACGAAAAACAGCCGUGUCUGCCAUAACUGUCAUGAAAUAGCAAAAUUCAUAUCUCGAUUAAAAUCUCGCGAGAUAAUAUUAAAAGAUCCCAGUUGUUUUCACCAUUUUAAAGGUGGACAAUGUUCUUGUGGGGACUUUUGGUGAUGUUUUAAGUGAAGGUAAACAACUUCAUUGUUAUGAUUAUGAAGCUGUAGUGCAUUAGUGCGAAUGAAUGAAGAUCAGCACGUACUUUCUGAUGGCUGCUGCUUGUUUUCCCAAUGUCAGGUAAGUUCGAUGAAAAGUAAACCUAUAUUGUUUGAUUCAAAGUUACUUAGCUGUGUAACUGAUGGUAGGAUGUGAGUUUUAGUGUUUGUGGCUUAUAGGCUGUUGAACCUUCAAAAAAAUUGUUAUCAUGACAUAGAAAAAUAGUUCUGUGAGGGGCAUGGGUGGAUGUUGUUAUAUGAUCAAGCACGGUUUGUUGCAGCAAAUUAUAAAUUCUGCUAGAUCAAGCAAAGUUUGUGCUUCCAUAUGUGAUACCUUGUAUGAUUUGCUGAAUUUUGUUUCUGAAUUUGCAUUUGCAACAAGUGGCUUGACAUUAUUGAUGUGAACAUCCCAACUAGUGUAAAUGGCAUAUAAGCAUAGUUACUCGAUAUGCAGGUCAGACCCCCAAUCAGCGUCCCAGUUUGUGUGUCUCAAAUCUUUAGGCUAAGUGUGAUCUGGAUCGUUGUGGGACUUGGCCCAGAAUGACGAAGGUCUCUACUCACAUUUUUUCUUUGAGUAUGCUGUAUGCCCAUGGAUCAGAGAGAAAAGAAGAGAAAAUGUUCAUCUGCCCUCAACUUUUUCCAUGGAGGGUAUCAUAUCGCAUUUUUCUUCUGUUAAUUUCCAUUAAUUGCAAUCAGAUCCAGCAAAACAUUCAUCUGCAAUUUUCACGAUUUUCUCCAAAUUGAAGUCUCCCAAAAACCUCAAACUUUGAUCUUUCAGCUUUAGUGGGAAGCAUUACUGUCUCUGCACGAACAUGAAUAAACAGCAUGCAUGCAUGAAGCGGAUGUUUGUAUCUGUAUGGUUUCAUAUUUUUGUUUUUGACAAUGUUCGAAGAUUUGGAUUCUUUACGGUUUCAUAUUUGGAUUGUUUUCCUUUGUUCAAAAUCUCUUUGUUUGAAACUAAAUUGAAGCAUUCUCUUUGAGGAAGCAUAAUGGAUUCUUCUUCAAAUCUAUACCAAAACAAUUUAGUGAGUUUGUUAUUUUCUUGUUUUUUAUGUUUCUUUUUCCAGUUCCAUUUCUGUAAACACGACUUUUAAUAGAAUUUCAAAAUCUUAAAGCAGUAGACUACAUAAUAGCAGGGAUGUCAAUGCCUCAAUGGGUCAGACUCGGCUUGGGUUAUCCACCCUCUGACUUUUCUCCAGAUGAAACUCGGAAUAUGUUCUUUAGUCCACCGCCACUCGGAGUCAAAUCAUGCAUAUUCCACCUUUGUCAUAUAUUUGUGAAUUGGUCGUUAUAAGAACACUGUAUUAAACAAUAUCAAUACUUAAUAUUUCUUUUUUGUGCUGCUCUCUUAAUCAUCUUUUGAUUGUGAACAAUCGAGUUUCAUACCGUUGUCACAACAGGGGUAUAGAUUUCACAGAAGCAUUGAGGAUGCAGAUGGAAGUUCAAAAACGUUUGCAUGAGUAGCUUGAGAUUCAAAGAAAUCUGCAGCUACAGAUAGAAGAAUAAGGGAGAUAUCCACAGAAGAUCCUUGAGCAGCAAUCCAAGGCUGCUGGUGCUCCCGAGCUCAAGAUUGAUUCUUCGACAUUUGAAGAUCCUUCCUCUUUGACUCUACCAAUUGCAGACUCAGAGGAUACAUCUUCUCAAGAUCAAAACAAUACCGAAAGGCUAACUGAUGCUCCUUCGACCCCCGGGAAGACCACUGAAAGGUCGAGAAGGGGAGAAGGAAAGAUACCUACAACCGAAAUUGCCAAGUGCCAUAACCCUUAUGAUCAAGACUCGUCGGAACUGCAUCCAAUGAAGCGCAGUAAAAGGUCCGAGUCAAAUAUUUUCGUACCUUCAUAACGUCCUUAAGAUUGAUGCAAUGAAGGGAACCACCUAAUUGCCUUGCGAAUCGCAAUUGAAAAAGCGAUUUGUGGUUGAUUUUAAGCUAUUUAGAACCAUUUUGAGCGAAUUGCAAAUCCAAAAGGCGAACUAACUAGCGAAUUAUGUUUCACUGCUGCUGCUGCCUACAGUGGUAGAUUUAGUCGAGGCCGAGUGACACGACACAGGAUAUAAUAGCAACUUUAAAAGCCUUGUGUCACUCAUAUUUGUAAGAUAGGGAGUUGCCAAGUUCCAUAUAGAUAAAAGAAACCUUGGAAGUGGUUUCUUUUUAAGUUAAUCCAGUCAUGGCACCUGAUGUUGCAUUUGGUUUGUCAGACGUAAUAUUUCAUCAUCAAAGUAAUUACUGCAUAAUGCAGUUUGGGUGUCACUUACCUGUUUCUUUUUUUCCGGCACGCCUAAGCUGAUGAUCUCGACCUAGAAAAGCAUAGAUUCUGGCUGCAGCCUGGUUUGGCUCGGUUCAUGGGCAGAUCAGCUCUAGGUCUGUGACCAAAAAAGGUUCGAAAUUAAACUCGAAAAAGAAAUUGAAGUAGCCUUUCAUUGGGGAAUUAUUAGCUUAGCUUUCAAGUUUUGUCGCCUUGAAAUGAUCAAGGAAGGGCUCAUACUACUCCUUUUUCUAGAUUAAUGAAAAUCAUGAGUAAUAACCUUUAAAAAAAGUAGUCCUCUUGUCAAAUGGAUUGCUUUUAUUGUCGAUCUCCUGACAUAAAUUUAAAUUGGUCUUUUGAUAUGGUAGUACAUCUUAUACGUAGUUCUAUCGCUAUCUCACAUAACUUUAUAAUAUGCUUUAUGAAUUUUAUUCUUCGAUAGUUAGCAAUCUUGUACAUUUUUGUAAUACGUAGUUCUAUAACUAUUUCACAUAGAUUUUUAAUGCUUUAUGAGUUUAUUCUUUGGUAGAUAGCAAUCUUGUAGAUCUUCUAAUAUGUAGUUCAAUCACUAUCUCACAUAACUUAAAUAUGUGUCAUGAGUUUUACUCUUCGAUAAUUAGAGUCAUCUUUCAUAUCUCCGAUGUUCUUAGAGAUGGAUAACAAUCUAUUUGUAAUACCCGAAUUUCCUCUCGUUCUUUACAGUUUUGAUUUCGGUAAGAGGUCGGAAAUUCAUGGGUGUUACACUAUUCCUCCAUUAGUCUUUGGAAAACUUAUUUUCUUAAAAAUCUUGUUGAAUCAUCAUUUGGCUAAAUUAGUCUGAUAAUCUUAAAUAUCUUAAUAUCUCAAUCGAUAUACCAUCUCAACUUAUCACUUUCUUUUUACAUCCCAACUUUUUUUCAAUGUCAUUUAAUUUUAAUUUUUUGGCAAUUAAACCGCUUAGUAGUUUGUCU
This is a messenger RNA of Amaranthus tricolor (Joseph's coat), 5604 nucleotides long. RefSeq names its product pentatricopeptide repeat-containing protein DOT4, chloroplastic-like. Gene Ontology annotation, biological process: RNA modification. NCBI's taxonomy places the organism in Eukaryota, Viridiplantae, Streptophyta, Magnoliopsida, Caryophyllales, Amaranthaceae. The transcript has 3 exons. The coding region runs from base 379 to 2373 and encodes 664 amino acids. Gene Ontology annotation, molecular function: zinc ion binding; protein binding; RNA binding. The record is from RefSeq and is a predicted model, not a curated record.